UUCAGUGUUCAGGUUUUAUGCAGCAUCAGAAACCAAGUCCAAAAUUGAAGCCUCAAAAUUAUUUAACUUAUUCAACUAGAACUACAAUUUAUAGUGCCCUAACAAUAUUUUAUCGUCUAUGCAGAACAACUCUCGACUAUGUGACUGAUAACAAAGCAGUGAAAGCCUAUCAGAAUGUUGAACGCCUAUUCCGAAUCACAAUCGGAUAUUGAUAAUGAACAAACUAUCGGAACUAAACAAAACCCACGACAAACCAUCAACCGCCGCCCGGACAAGCGCAGCUCGCUGGUUAGGCGAAAUGCUUCCGAGAAGAACAAUAGAAGGCAAAGCGUCAACAGCGUGUACAACGAGGGUCAGUUCAGCGAGUCUUGCAGCAUGCGAAAGAAGGGAAACAAGUCCGUUGGGUCGGCUUCCUCCUCGACCGGAACGGUGGAAUCUUCAGGGAGCAGCUGUAGCGAUGGUGACACGUCAUCGUCCUACGGUGAACCCAACCUUCCCUAUCCCGGAUUUGCGGAAUACUCGCUCAAGUAUCUCAGCCAGGACACGAAACCGAGAAUAUGGUGCCUGCAGUUGAUAACCAAUCCAUGGUUUGAACGAGUCUCUAUGCUGGUUAUCCUGCUAAACUGUGUGACGCUGGGAAUGUAUCAACCAUGCGUAGAUGAUGCCUGUGUAACAAAUCGUUGUAAGAUAUUACAGAUAUUCGAUGAUAUCAUAUUCGCCUUCUUUUCCCUCGAAAUGACAAUCAAAAUCGUAGCGAUGGGCGCAUGGGGGAAAGGAACCUAUCUGGCUGAUUCCUGGAACAGGCUGGAUUUCUUCAUUGUUUUGGCUGGAGCUUUGGAAUACUGUCUUCAAGUGGAAAACUUGAAUUUAACUGCUAUUAGAACUAUCCGUGUACUUAGGCCAUUGCGGGCAAUCAAUCGAAUACCGAGUAUGCGAAUACUUGUCAUGCUAUUGCUAGACACCUUGCCUAUGCUCGGUAAUGUAUUGCUAUUGUGUUUUUUCGUAUUCUUCAUCUUUGGGAUAGUGGGUGUACAGCUGUGGGAGGGUAUCUUGCGCCAGCGCUGUGUCAUAAAGCUUCCAGAUAAUGUAUCGGCCCCAGACACAUUUACACAACGUAACCUUUACUAUAGAAUUGAGACCCAAAGUGAAAGGAGAUCUGACAUAUCAUUUUAUUACGAGUUUUCGAAGGAACAAGACUACAUCUGCUCGAAGCCCGACGACUCUGGUAUGCAUCUGUGCAACAACCUUCCACCAUAUAGGAUAGGACCACUUGUUUGCAAUGCCUCUGCCAUGCCAUUUUCAAACAAUAUACCUUCGUCAAGAUCUUGUGUUAAUUGGAAUCAGUAUUACACCAAUUGUACGCAGCUAGGAAACAAUCCAUUCCAAGGAACGAUCUCCUUCGACAACAUUGGACUGGCCUGGGUUGCUAUAUUUUUGGUUAUUUCACUGGAAGGCUGGACUGACAUAAUGUACUAUGUUCAAGAUGCUCACAGUUUUUGGGAUUGGAUAUAUUUCGUUUUGCUAAUUGUGAUUGGAUCAUUCUUCAUGAUAAACCUCUGCCUAGUCGUAAUUGCAACACAAUUUUCCGAAACCAAAAAACGUGAAAUGGAGCGUAUGCGCCAGGAAAGAGCCAGAUUUACAUCAACGUCCACUUUGGCAUCCAGUACGAAUAACUCCGAACCGACAACUUGCUACGCAGAAAUCGUCAAAUACAUUGCCCAUCUGUAUCGGAGACUAAAGCGCCGCAUCAUUAAGAAGUUACGACAGUAUAAAUAUCAAUACCAACAUCGGAAAGAAGGAUUGUUACCCCAUACUCCGGAAACCCUAACAUUGUCUCCAAACAAAAUUAAAGCUCACCAUCCCAAAUGUCCGAAACUGAAUUCAUUGGCCACCACUGCUGUUCAAAAAAACAAUCAAGAUUCAAAUACUUCUUGUGCCAUAAUUCCAAGGCUGCCAAGAAGCUCACCCUGCACUGUUGGAACUGACAAGCAAAUGUCGUCACCCGACGUAUCGGAAAUGGUUUCCGUUGAAAACAUCAAAAAUAACGCUCUUAAUAACUGCUCAAAUUAUGUGAACCCUGAUGAAAAGCAGAAAAUUGUUUUACUGAAGAUCCCUAAUAGUGAAAACAAUCAGUCAUCUUCGAAUUCCUUGAGUCCAACGUCCUCAGGUAGAAGAAGAUCAUCUGUUAUGUUUAAUGAAUAUGUUAUACAUCAUACGCCUCCAACUAUUCCAGCACCAACCACAGAUAAAAAUGUAUAUUGCUUGGAAAAAAUGACCCAAACUAGCGAUAGUGGAAUUUGGCAGGUCAGCCUACCACAAUCCAUCCAAACCAUGGCAACGGUUUUCAACGACUACUCAGAACUGUGCAUGACGGACGCUAUGACAUGCCAAGAGCUGCUAGCGUUUUCGGUUGCUUUCUCGGCGGCUUUACCGACCGGACACACUACGCUGGAAUCAUUCUAUUCGACUCUAACUAGAAAUCGAACAGGCCAAAGCAAUAACAAAAAUUCGUCAAUUACAAACUUACGUGGAUACAGCGCAGAAAACGUUUCCCAGAAAUCUCCACCGAAUGUAGCAAGAAACUUGUCGCAAAAUGUAUCCAAUAUCAAUAACAUUAACAAUGAGGAAUUCGCCUGUUGCUACGAUCUUUACCAAAACAUUGGAUUAGAAGAGCCUAAGCCAAAGCGCUCAAGACCUUUCAGAUGUGUGACUGGAACCUACAAGGCGGUCAGGAGAUUUCUGCACUGCAUCAGGGUAUACAUCAAACGAUUGGUGGAACAUAAAUAUUUUCAGCAAGGCAUAUUGCUGGCAAUUUUAAUUAACACACUAUCAAUGGGCAUCGAAUACCACAAUCAACCAGAAGAGCUGACGGCCAUUGUGGAGACAAGUAAUAUAGCUUUCUCUGCCAUAUUCGCUGUUGAAAUGGUACUAAAAGUGAUUGCAGAGGGACCAUUUGGUUAUGUUGCAAACGGUUUCAACGUUUUCGAUGGAGUCAUUGUUAUACUGAGUGUUGUAGAACUUGGCCAGGCAUACCUAGGCGAAGGUCAAGGUAGUUCAGGGUUGAGUGUGCUACGGACAUUUCGUCUGCUUCGCAUCUUAAAGUUAGUACGUUUCAUGCCGAACCUUCGACGCCAACUGUUUGUAAUGUUAAGAACUAUGGACAAUGUCGCCAUCUUCUUCUCCCUACUGAUAUUGUUCAUAUUCAUAUUCAGCAUACUUGGCAUGUACUUGUUUGGAGGUAAGUUUUGUAAAUUUAUCGAUGAAACUGGACAAGAGAGGGAAUGCACUUGUCCCGAAAUAGUCUCCAAGCAUCCUCUGUGUGAAUGUGACCGUAAACAUUUCAACAACAUUCUAUGGGCCACAGUGACGGUUUUCCAAAUCCUCACGCAAGAAGAUUGGAACGUGGUCCUGUUCAAUGGAAUGGAGAAGACAAGUCAUUGGGCCGCUCUAUACUUUGUAACACUCAUGACUUUUGGAAAUUAUGUAUUGUUCAAUUUGUUGGUCGCAAUCUUGGUUGAAGGUUUUAGCUCGGAGCGUAACGAGCGAAGAGAACGGGAACAGCGAGAGCUCGUAAAGGCGAAACUAAAUGCCGAAUCAUUGGCAGCGCAAGAACAAGGCAGCGAUAUUUACGAUGAUCCCAAGAGUUUUUCAGAAUCUACCACCAGUGAUAGCUACAAUGAGUCAAAGGGGAAAUGGUUUAGUGCUGAAGAGCUGCGGAAGAUAAGGGAUAUAAAAUGCAAUAUUCAGAAGCAACGACUGCUGCAACCUGGAUACGAUGAUAUAAAUUUAUCGAUUCCAAAGCUUAAUUCGGAGAAAGAUGCAAUAAACUCAAUCGAUCUGUAUUCUAGUAGAAAGCAAAGGAAAUGCGAACCCCUGAAGUUGUACAACAUCCAUGUAACGGAUCCUCCGAUUAUAACAACUACUGCCGCGACUCCACAAGACUCCCCUAAUGCAACUCUUGAGGGCGGUACCAGCUUCAAGGAUUGGGAAAAUAUAGACUUCGAACAGUUGGAAAAAAGUUCCAGCUCUUCGUUGCUCAAGCCCCCACCAAUACUGGGAUCACUAAAAGCCUUAGAUGAUCGGUCGUACUUCGAAGGGCUGCCAGUGUUGAAUGAAAUGCGAAAAAAGUCUGAUAAGAGCUCCAGUUCGCAGGGAGAAUGCAAGUCGCUUCAAAGUGACCGCGCGAUACAAUCGAUGGAGGGGGCACAAAAAUCGGAAACAGUUCGGAAAUCAAGUCUUAAAUAUCGGAAGGAAGCUCCGACUGACGGUGAAAUCCUUAACAACGGUAAAUGUGUGUCACGUGUUGGAGGAACCACUCCAUUUGAAGCACGCAAAUUCGAUCCAUUGUCGCAGAAAAGCAACAGAAUACAAAAUGAUACACAGAGGGAUAGACGUAACUCGUCUAGAAGAAGCUCUGUGAGACGAUCAUCGUCAAUUAAAAUCGACAGUGGACCCGGGAGCAUUGCCAGCAAUAUAAGUGCACCGUCGUACUCCAAAUACAUCUACAACGAUAAGAAUAAAUACUAUAUCGAUAGGAAGAGUUCGCUCCGGUUGAGUGACAUAAAAUCUCCUAACAACGUGCGCCGAAUGUCGUCCAUAGAACAAACCUACCAUAAACAUUCAAGGGUAAGUGUACACAAUCUGGAAUUGAGAAAAAUUCAGGAAGAGCUAACGAAAAACAAGCUAAAUAAUGCGUCGAUAGCAUCAGUACAAGAAACGCUCCCGGAUACGCUUAACACACGGAUAAAAAAGAAAUCUAAGGGACGCCUAAAGCAGUUCUUUCGCUAUGUUACGCCGAACAAUUUUGUGGAGGAACGUGAUUUGUAUACGUUGUAUAUAUUUCCAGAGGACAACAGGUUUCGACAAGUUUGUAGUUGGUUUGUAAAUCAGAAAUGGUUCGACAACGUGAUAUUGUUAUUCAUCGCACUGAAUUGUAUAACAUUAGCCAUGGAAAGACCAAAUAUACCGCCAACUUGCACUGAAAGGUAUUUCUUGGCAACGGCGAACUACGUUUUCACCGUUGUUUUUGCCGUUGAAAUGUUUAUUAAGGUUGUUGCCACAGGGAUGUUCUAUGGGCGAGACGCAUAUUUCACAUCUGGUUGGAACAUCAUGGAUGGCUCACUUGUUAUAAUAUCUAUUAUUGAUCUUAUGAUGUCAUUGAUUAGUGAGUCAAGUCCGAGAAUUUUUGGUAUAUUACGGGUUUUCCGAUUGUUACGAUCGUUACGACCUCUAAGAGUUAUCAACAGAGCACCAGGUUUGAAGUUGGUUGUGCAAACUCUUCUCUCUUCUUUGAGGCCUAUCGGGAAUAUAGUGCUGAUUUGCUGCACGUUCUUCAUCAUAUUCGGAAUCCUUGGUGUACAGCUAUUCAAAGGAACAUUCUACUACUGCGAAGGAGAGAACAUCAAAGGCGUCAAGAACAAAACCGAGUGCUUGUCGAUCGAAGGAAACGUUUGGGUCAAUCGAAAAUACAACUUCGACGAUCUUGGCAAGGCGUUGAUGUCUCUUUUCGUAUUGUCCUCCAGAGAUGGCUGGGUGAAUAUAAUGUAUACGGGGCUUGAUGCUGUCGGCGUCGAUCAACAGCCAAUUGUAAACUACAACGAGUGGCGUUUGUUAUAUUUCAUUGCAUUUAUUUUACUGGUGGGAUUUUUUGUGUUGAACAUGUUCGUUGGGGUCGUAGUAGAAAAUUUUCAUCGUUGCCGUGAAGAACAGGAAAAGGAGGAGAAAAUACGUCGCGCAGCCAAACGGGCAUUGCAGAUGGAAAAGAAAAGGAGAAGAAUGCACGAACCGCCAUACUACACCAAUUAUUCACCAUUGAGAAUGUUUGUCCACAACGUGGUAACAUCGAAGUACUUCGACUUGGCAAUUGCUGCAGUCAUUGGUUUGAACGUGGUGACGAUGGCUAUGGAAUACUACAUGAUGCCACGGGCAUUGGAGUAUGCGCUGAAAAUUUUCAACUACUUCUUCACAGCAGUGUUCAUUCUGGAGGCGGCAAUGAAAUUAGUUGCGCUGGGCUUUAAAAUCUACAUGAAGGAUAAAUGGAACCAACUGGACGUUGCUAUAGUCAUUUUGUCUAUUGUAGGCAUUGUGCUGGAAGAACUCGAAACCAACAUUAUUCCCAUUAAUCCAACCAUCAUACGCGUUAUGCGAGUACUCAGAAUAGCACGGGUGCUAAAAUUACUGAAAAUGGCUAAAGGCAUUAGAGCCCUACUGGAUACGGUUAUGCAAGCGUUGCCUCAGGUUGGAAAUCUGGGACUGCUCUUCUUCCUGUUAUUCUUCAUAUUUGCGGCACUAGGUGUGGAGCUGUUCGGUAGGCUGGAAUGCUCGGAAGAAGUACCAUGUCAGGGUUUGGGCGAGCAUGCACACUUCGCCAACUUCGGCAUGGCCUUUUUAACUUUGUUCCGAGUUGCAACUGGUGAUAACUGGAAUGGAAUCAUGAAGGAUACUCUAAGAGACGAUUGCGACGAUGCUGCCGACUGUGUUAAAAACUGUUGUGUUAGUACUAUAAUAGCUCCAAUAUUUUUCGUAAUAUUUGUACUGAUGGCUCAGUUUGUGUUGGUCAAUGUGGUGGUUGCAGUUCUUAUGAAGCAUCUUGAAGAAAGCCACAAACAGAUGGAAGAUGAGUUAGAUAUUGAAACAGAGCUAGAAAGGGAAUUCGAACGUGAACAAGAGUUCGAGGAGGAACAAGCAUUAUGUAUGCAACUUGAUGAUGAUCAAAAGCAAUUGCAAAAACGGCCUCUCACUAAAGUGUCUUCUUUGCCAUCUAACUUUACUUAUAGCACUCCAGUAGCGGAGAAAAAAUUGAACAUUCAUCGACGACAAACUAUUCAAUACAUCAAUCAGAAUUUAAAUGUACCACAUUCUUAUACUAACAGUAAUUCUUAUGAUGAAACUGCUGAAAACGAUAUCCCAAAUGAAGAUGAUGAAUCAUUCAAUUCUGUCAAUGAAAGCUCUAGUACAAAAAAUACCAACCAAAAAAUCCACAUUAACAAAUCAUUCUUCAGUAAAAACAAUGCCGACAAGCGAGCUUCAUUGGACGAAUUUAGUAAACCGCACAAAAUCGUGGAAGAAUCGGGAAAGACCGAUAAAACAAUUCCAACGAAAAGUGCAAACAAUUGGAAGGAAAAUCUAUCCGACCCGUCAUCAAAAGAGUCGGAAAGCAAUAUGAAAGUGUCGUGUUCGACAAUCAUCCCGUCAAAUAAGUCAUUGACCAAAACCAGUAAACCCGACUAUCGUCAAUUAAGUCUCGAUCAGGACUCUAAGCAUGAUAAUGUAGUAAUUCCCUCCAAUAACAGUUCCACUAAUUUCCCAACCGCCAAUACCCUCAACAACCUGGGUGGCAAUAAGUCAUCUUUUCUAUCCGUACCAAAACUGCAGCCGAAAAGCCGAUCAGGCAGCACGAAGCAACUGUUCAAACAGGUGGCUUUGGACGAGGACACUGAGAUUAAUGAAAGCUCACUGCUGUUGCCUUCCGUAUCGAAUGCAGUUGGUUCGAGUGGCGAUCAUUCGUAUAAUCUGCUGAAGGUAGAAGAUGAGAAUUACGAUGCAGUUAGAAAAUCCGAAUCUUGUGAGAUUUUGAGGAUUAUCUCUGAAAGACGGAAAAUCUAAUUUCAAUUACGUAGCUCUAUCCCUGUUAGUUAUAAAUCUGUAAAAAGUUUUGAAGUAUUCAAUUGGAGCUGGUCGUGAAAGUUUUAAAAAAUGUGUAGAAAUCUGACAACGGAAAAACUUAGUUUUUUGUAUUAAUUAAAUAAAUACUCCUAAAUUCUACAAUUCUCUGAAUCAUUUGAUUGAUGGUGCAAAGUCUUAUUGGUACUUGUGGUACAUUAGCUCACUUAACUUGUAUCGAAUGACAUGUUUGGUUCACAAUAUUAAACCGGGGCGUGCGCUUAAGAUUUUGAUUAAGAGAGUUGCCGGUAUUUCUGACCUUCUUUUUUUUCAGCAUAAUUUUUAAAGUUCUUUAUAACACAUGCUAGCCACUUAGCCAUGAUUCGAAAUGAGAUAAUAUAAAUGUACGGUUAAUAAGAAUUUUUUUAAAUGCAUACAAUGUAUGUACCUAUGUAGAUAAACAUCAGUAAAUCAGUAAAAAAUUCGAAUAAAUCACGCUUCCAAAGUUGUCGGUGAGUAAACUUAGUUUAAAACAUUUGGACAUUGUGAACUAUUUUAUUGUAAUAUUUGACUAUUGGCAUCUACAUGAAAUUCAGAGCAACUGCCUAUAUACGAAUGCGAAAACGACAUUCAAUAAAGUAUAAGAUCAAUGUUUUCUAAAUCGCCUUGAAACUCCAAUAGGUGAAACCAAAUUUGAAAAAAGAAGACAACAAAUGGUGCUUUUAAAAGCAUAGAAAAAAAAUCUAAACAGAAUGUACAUUGUAAAUGUAAAUAUUUAAAUUGAGAUAAAAUUCGAAGCACAUUACUUCCGUUGUCUUCUCCUUUUCUCAACUUGGAUUUCAAUAUCAGCUAUGGAUAUGCCGGGUUCGAUUGAUCCCACAGCGCUCAUAUAUUUUGUUUGAAAAUUAGAAUGGGUGAACACAUGUUUGCUCCUGUACUGGAGGAUUCAGUAUAUCGGAAAUCGUAUGUAUUUUAGGAUAUCUAAAAAUCGCAUACCAUACUUUGAACGCAUAACGUUUUUUGCAAUAUAAAGACAACUGCGAGUUUCUUUUGAAACGCGUGAUUCUUCUGCAGAAAUCAAACCAAACCACACCAGACCCAUAUAUCAAAGAAUCGUUCAUGAUACGACUCGCGAUUAGUAACUUUGUAUGAGUUUCACGUGUUCUUCUUUGUUCUUCGCUUAUAAAAAUGUAUUAUAAAUCAAUAUGUAAACUAAAAUACGCAUCUAUUGGGUUUGGCGUCAAACUUUUGGAUCGAAAUCAUUUUUCGGCGAAUGAGCGAAACGUCGCAUUUCUGCCCGAAAAAGUCAAGAACGAUGCUCUCCCCGCAGUACCACAUGUGAAAGAACUUGUGCAUCGCGGCUCAGGGCGCACUACAAAAACACAUUAACGGGUCAAAACAGCACUUCAGAGAGAUGGAUUCUAUAAUUUCCAUCACAUCAAUUUUAUUUGCAUUCGACAAUGCAAUCCAGCAAUUUCUGAGUUUUUUUCCUUGGCAAAAAACAAUGUUUGAUCAAUUGUGUAUUUUCGUACUGAUACACUGAAUUAAUUCGUCAUGAGCUAGGGUAUAUCCAGGUAUUCCCGACAGGCUAAUGCGCAUCGGCACACCCACUAAAGUAGCAUCUUUAAUUUUUUUUUCUCAACUUGCUAACUCGUGUCUCGAGUGAAAUUAGGGUGGUCAAAAAAAAAAUUGAAAUUUUUUGGUGUGUCACUCUUUUAUUCCGUUUUAUUUGAUGCUCUGUACAAAAUUUCAGCCAACUCGGUCAACGUUUAGGCGGAGCUAAACUAAUUGGAAGUUUAUAUGCGAAAAUGUAUGGCGGCCCAUCAUCAAAUUUGAAAUUAUUUUUUUUAUACUAAUUUGAGCCACCCUAGUGAGCCUACCCUAGUGUGAAAAACAAAAGCCACAUGGUUUGGCCGCCGAAUACUCCCACUCAAUGUUGCGACCACGUGGUCUUUUGCAAAUUACAUCCCUUUCCCCUGUAUGACCACGUGGUCGAUGAUGUAACUGUGUUUUUCCAUACAAAUCUUCAUACAACAUUCAAACGCAAUGCAGGGAGACAGCGUUUGCACAGUUGAAUGAGACUCCGGAUGGUUCCAGGUCGUCUUCCCGCCAUCGGCGGUUGUCAAACGCAAGAGACCGACGAAGAUUCAAUGCAAAUACAAAAGCGGAAGAAAUUCGCGUAUCUUCUAUUGACCUGAAUUGAAUAUUAGAAGAUCGGCUGCUAAACUCACCGGAUGAAGUCAUUUCACUAAACACUAAAUGAACUUUUGACAAAUUUCAUAAUCACACAUACUCAUAAUAGUUUGGUAUUGUUUUGCAUGCUCGUUAAACAGCCAUCACUGUCGCUUUCCUUCAAAAAUACACGUAGAUAGCCCUGAUUGUAAAACUUGUAGAAAAAGAGUUAUUUUGCCCUAUUUUUUGGUUUCUCAUCAUUUUUUUCACUAAUUCAGAUAUUUCGCAACAUGUCCUUCAUCCAUUAUUUGAAACUAUUUCCUUUGUCUUGAAAAGAAGAUAGUAGGCAUUUGUUUUAAGUUCCAUUUAAACAUUAAAAGAAACAUGAUUUUCAAAGCAACUUAUCUGCUAUUGUAAACAAGGAUUUAAGCAUCAAUUUGUCAAGCCUGAUAGCACUAUAAAUACUUAGCAAGUUAAGUAAGACUUGCCGCGGUGUUGGUUUGCAUGGGUGUGUUACAGAUUCGACAACUGAAUGUUUGAAUCUUCGUGUACAAAAAAAAAAUUCUACAAGAAAUUUUGUGUCUGAAACUGCAGGUAAACAGAUGUAACCAAGAUGAAUACAGUACUAGGUGUUCCAAUGUGCCAAGUUGGUGGAAGAGAAGAAGGCGGGGUGAAAAAUUCAUUUUCAAUGCAAAACGAAAACAGACCGGCUGGCUCUCCCAUACUAAAAUCCAAGAUGGCUGAAUCGUGAAUUCGGCAGAUUGGAACACCUAGUGGUGUACUCAUCUUGGAUGUAACACUUUGAACAUUUUUUAAUACAUCAACGGUAUUGUUUACAUCGUAUUGGCUGAAUUGCGAACCAAAUGGCGAUAAUGAAUCAACGCCAACAAAACGAUUGGAAUGUCGUCGAUGGCCGUUUGCCACCUGAAGCAUAUCUAAACGUUCAACAGGUGAGCGAUUGAAAAUGUCGAAGUGUUAUGUUUGAUUGUUUAUGAAUAAACCGUAUGAGGUAAAAGAUAUUAGAAAAAACAUAUUCAAUUCGAGGCUAAUGGAAAAGGUUAAAUAAAAAUUAGUUAGUUUUAACUAAAUUCAAACCCUUUAUUAAUAUUUUGUUUUAAUUAAGUUGCAUUAUUGAUUCGUAGAAGUCCUCUCUCUACCUCAACAACCCAGUAUCUAAUCAAUGUAGUUUUUGUGCGUUUGAAUGUAAAAAAGACUCAGUAGUUUUGUUUCAAAUUGCAACUUUAAUCUCUAGCUGUCGUGUGUUCAUCAAAACUGACAACCUUUGUAUAUUGAAAAAACAAAAAUGACUGAGCAGCCAUCAUUAAAACACUAAAUGCAUCCGUAUUCGUAGUAUUCACUAUAAUUGCAAAUUCUACUGUGAUUAUAUAUUCGUCCUGAUUCAAAGUUGAAAUGGAUUUGAAAAUGAUUAAAAUUUGGAAAAAUGGAAAGCGUUCAUACCUCAGUUUCAUAUGACUGCAUAAUUGAAAAGAAUUUCAACGUAGUAAAUCUAUAGUAAUUUUUAAACUUCUCAAGCAAUAAUAUUGUAAACAUUUUGGGCUGAUUGUGAUUUGAAUUUCGAAUGAUAUUUCAAAUACAAAAAUCUGAGAAAUAAACAAAUUGUUUUGGCGUACGUUGAAUUCAGCCUUUGAGUCUUACAAAAUUUUGCCCAUUUCCUAUAAAAACACGAUUAAUUAGAAGAUUAAAAACUGAGAAACUACAUCAAGCAGAAAUGAAACAAAAUUUUGGUAUUCAGUCCCCGAGAAAAAUCUGCUUGGGAUAAAUGUAUCACAUAAAACUGUAAGCCAUUCUGAAACAAUGGAAUUUAAACGUUUGUUAACCUAAAAGUCAAGGUUUAUCUUGCAUCUUUAUCGAUUAGCAAGUCUUUAUUGGCGAAACAAGACCAAUAGUUAGUUAAAUAGGGCCAAAGUUUCAAACAACGUUAGAAUAAAACAAAAUUAUUGAAUACGAAAAUAGAAAAUAGGAACAGAUUAUUUAGAAGAACGAGAGAUGGUAUAUAAGUAAACAGUGUACAGUAGUUUGAAUGUAGACUUGAUUUAAUGUUAGGUCUGACUGAAGUAAGGCAUUUUUGGUUUAAAAAAACAUGAGGCCAAAGACCACUACGCGAUAUGUUAACGUGCUAGUAGAGUAGUAUGGAUCAAAUAAAUUGUGCCAUAAAUAAAAAAAAGUAUUGUUCAAUGAUCUUACUGAUCUAUUCAAUUAGGAACAAUUAUAUAACUUUCAAGUGCUAUAUAAAGGAGAUCAUCUCUAGAGGUUGUGUAAAUAGUAGUAAACUGUGUAUCUUGUUUUUACAUGUUUAUACUUACAUUUAUUAAAUCUUAAGGAGUAUAAAGAAUGACAAUCUCGUAGAAGCCUUUCUAUUAUUACUACAUACAAAUUAGGGUUUUAAAAUAUUAAAAACAAAAUUGUUAACAUCAGUGAUACAGGAACACUCAUUGAACCGAUUAAAAGUUUAUUUCCUCUGAUAUGUAGACAAAAAACAAUGACGAUUUCUUAUAAUUGAACUAUAUAUGUAUGGAAUGGUUCUCACUCUAAUUAAGUUCUAUUUUUAGUGAAAUAAAAUAAUUUUUGUUCAAC
Molecule: messenger RNA, 12369 nt
Organism: Armigeres subalbatus
Lineage: Eukaryota; Metazoa; Arthropoda; Insecta; Diptera; Culicidae
Gene: Ca-alpha1T
Product: voltage-dependent T-type calcium channel subunit alpha-1G
Exons: 27
Coding region: 175-7605 (2476 amino acids)
Biological process (GO): membrane depolarization during action potential; calcium ion import; calcium ion transmembrane transport
Cellular component (GO): plasma membrane; neuron projection; voltage-gated calcium channel complex
Molecular function (GO): voltage-gated sodium channel activity; low voltage-gated calcium channel activity
Source: RefSeq, a predicted model, not a curated record